Molecule: messenger RNA, 1977 nt
Organism: Durusdinium trenchii
Lineage: Eukaryota; Dinophyceae; Suessiales; Symbiodiniaceae
Source: the annotation of a GenBank genome assembly
AUGCGACUAGCAGCGCUCUUGUUGGCUCUCACGAGAGCCUUUGAGCUGCCUCGGAUUCACCCUGAAGCAACAUCCUUGCUCAGCGAUGGCAAGUGGUGGGCGCAGGUUGGGGACCAUGUUGUACACACUCCGCACGCUUCAAGUGGCCUUAGCACCAACAUCGGGAACUACUACUAUGCGUACGGUUCCCACAAAGCUCUCAAUGACGAGCUGCGGGACAAGCGUGUAGGUGGUGCUGGCCGUGUUCAUAUUUUCCACCUGCCUGAGGGAAAAGAGUCGCUGGCCACAACCUUGCCAAAAGUUGCAGGGCGCCGUGAUUCACUGAGUUCAUUGGUACAAUUGAAUCACAAGGAUGUCCUUUCAGACGCGAAGCUCUUUCCGGACUUUGAGCUGCCAAAGGACUACUCGUCUGGCCUCAGUGAAGCUGGGGAGCGGCUGGAGAAGAAGGUCGUAGACUCUAUCACCAGUGACUCCAUGAUGCAGCAGCUGACGGAGUUGGUGCAGCUUGGAGAUGGUACUCAGCAGACCAGGAGUUAUAGCAAUCCUGUAGCCACUGCAAAUUCGGUGCGAUACUUGCAGAAAAAGUUCAAGGACAUGGGCUACCAAACGUGCAAGGAAUCGUUCAGCGACCAGAACGACGUGGUAGCUUUCUUACCUGGCAGCGAAAGUGGCAGUGUCACCAUCGGCGGACAUUAUGAUUCCAGACCCUUCGAGGGACUAGCCCCUGGUGCUGUGGACAAUGGGAGUGGAGCUUCUGCAGUGCUCGCCAUUGCCAAGGCAAUAGCAGAUGCUGGCGUCAGCCUGGCCCAAAUUGCAGCUUCAUUACCAGUUCUCAACUCUGUCAUGUGUGCAGGUUUCUUGGCUAAUGGACGUUGCAGUUUAGUUUUGAGACUGUUCCGUAAGAUGUCCCUCCGUGAGCGUGCAGAGCAGUUUUGCAAAAAGACUGGGAGGAAGCGCUGUGUCCAGCUUCCAGAGGAAGCAUUGAGCUGGGAUGAGAGAGAGUGUGAGUUGUGGUUUUACACCGAUGGCGAAUUUCAUCCGCGAGAGGCACCAGCAAGCAACUGGCACUUCCUUGGAGCAAAGGAGAGUCAUGCAGGCAGAAUUUCUGUGAUCACAGUGACAACUGGGGACCGACACCGAUUUCACGAACUACUGUUUUGGAACUUUCAGUGCCAAGCAUGGGACGACAAGGAGCUUAUCGUCAUUGAGACCUACGAGGAUGAGCCCAGCUCUUUCUUGUCGGGAAAGGCUGCAUGGAACAACAACAUGAAGGUCAUCAGCCUGCAGAGAUUACCAGGUGAUGACCUGUCCAUUGGUGUGAAGAGGAACAUUGGCGUCCACGCAGCAAGCGGUGAUCUCAUAGCUCACUUUGACGAUGACGAUCUUUAUGCCCCAGGAUACUUGGCGUUUAUGUCGACCAGGAUGAGCCACUUUGAUGGUGCUGCAGCUUUGAAACUUUCAAGCUGGUAUGUGGGCAACGCAGAGGUGGGUGCCUUUGGCUAUUGUGAUGCAGCACGACUGGGGCGAAGACGUCAUAUGAGCAGGAAGACACCUGAAGUGAAAGUUGGAUUAUAUUCGUUUGGAUUUACUUUGUUAUACCACAGGCAGGUGGCAUUGAAGCUGCCUUUCGCCGAUAAAAAUCUCGGUGAAGACUACGACUGGUGUGUAGAACUAAUUGAGAAACUUGGCCAGCGCAGCUUGGCUUUGAUGCCGGAUGAGUUUGGAGUUUGCCUACAUGUCCAGCAUGGCGACAAUGUUUCUGAUAUUGACCCGUUUGUGUACACAGAUGUGCCACUGAAAGAGAUCCGCAGUCUGAAGGUGGUCGACUCACCUGGCUUUCCUUCCUUCAUCAAGCUGGCAGAAUUGGUCGCCAGGGUCGAAGAAGCGCGCCAUCAAGGAAACAUUUUGCCCCCCAAACUUGCCAAAGAAGCUCGAGACGCUGGCAUCAUCAGUGAUGAAGAUGCAGGAAUUGCCUGA